This is a messenger RNA of Mauremys reevesii (Reeves's turtle), 496 nucleotides long. RefSeq names its product maestro heat-like repeat-containing protein family member 6. Lineage: Eukaryota; Metazoa; Chordata; Testudines; Geoemydidae. The transcript has 4 exons. The record is from RefSeq and is a predicted model, not a curated record. The coding region runs from base 53 to 349 and encodes 98 amino acids.
UUUCAAGCCGCCGAGGAAGAGCUGAGGACCAUCGUGUCUCUACGGAGACAAGAUGGAGAGAGUUGGAGACGUCGUGGGACGUAUCUUAAUCUGGCUGGACAACGUCUGUAAUCCCAGAGCCAGAAAAGCAGCACUGAGGGCCACGGCCUUGCUGGCUCGUUCCCACCCCCAGGACGUGGUUCUGAGCUGUGUGGCACACACGCUGUCCUCGGACAGAUGUGCCAUUGAGCUGUGGAAGGCCCUGGGGGAAGAACCACAGCUCCCCAGGAGGUGCUGCAGCAGCUGCUGGACAAGCUCCAGCAGAGACACCGGGAGGAGAAGAGCGGCAAUGUGUCUCUGGCUGCAAUGAGGACCAUUUACGAGGUCCUUUUCCUAUGGGGAUACCGAGAAGCCAUCCUGGAAAUGUAUCCCCAGAUGCUCAUCCUCUGCGUCAGGCAAGUGCAGUAUGUGAUGGAUCUGCACUUGCCAGGGACCUACAUGGCCAGCACGACAUCCA